Messenger RNA from Micropterus salmoides (largemouth bass), 1522 nucleotides. RefSeq names its product mucin-2-like. The transcript is spliced from 2 exons. NCBI's taxonomy places the organism in Eukaryota, Metazoa, Chordata, Actinopteri, Centrarchiformes, Centrarchidae. The record is from RefSeq and is a predicted model, not a curated record. The coding region runs from base 59 to 1522 and encodes 487 amino acids.
CCAGAUAAGUCCUCCACUGAAGUGCUUUAACUAUAGGAUCAGAGUACAAUGUUGUAAAAUGGUAGAUGAACCAUGUACAACUACUCCCGUCACUACUAAACUUAGUACUACAACUGAAGUUCCAACUACAACCACAAUGUCUACAACACCACAUACUGAACCUACUACAACAACUGAAGUUCCAACUUCAACCACAAUGUCUACAACACCACAUACUAAACCUACAACAACACCAACUGAACCUACUACUACAACUGAAGUGACAACUACAACCACAAGAUCGACAACGCCACUAACUAAACCUACUGCUACAACUGAAGCGACAACUACAUCCACAAUGUCUACAACACCACCUACUAAACCUACAACAAUCCCAACUGAAUCUACUGCUACAACUGAAGCGCCAACUACAUCCACAAUGUCUUCAACACCACCUACUAAACCUACAACAACACCAACUGAACCUACUACUACAACUGAAGUGCCAACUACAACCACAAUGUCCACAACACCACAUACUGUACCUACAACUACAACUGAAGUUCCAACUACAACCACAGAAUCUACAACACCAGUUCCAACCACAACAACAUCUAAAUCUACAACACCAACUGAACCUACUACUACUACUGAAGCCACAACUACAACAACACCAAAGACUACAACAACACCAACUGAAUCUACUGCUACAACUGAAGUGCCAACUACAUCCACAAUGUCUACAACACCACCUACUAAACCUACAACAACACCAACUGAAUCUACUACUACAACUGAGGUGCCAACUACAACCACAGAAUCUACAACAACACCAGUCACAGUAUCUACGACUCCUUCAACAACUACUCCUGCUCCCUGUAAUACUAAAAUGAAUAGAUGUGAGUGGUCAGAGUGGUAUGAUGUGUAUGACCCAAAAAAUGACAACAGUGACUUGGAAACAUAUGAGAACAUCAGAAAUAGCGGUAAACAGGUAUGUCAAGAUCCGAGCAACAUUGAAUGUGGAUCGACAGUUGACACUAGGAAAAACUUCAAUGACUUUGUGAGUGAAACUGGCCAAGUUGUUACUUGUGAUCUGAAAAAUGGUUUAACAUGUCAACAAAAGGACCAGAUAAGUCCUCCACUGAAGUGCUUUAACUAUAGGAUCAGAGUACAAUGUUGUAAAAUGGUAGAUGAACCAUGUACAACUACUCCCGUCACUACUAAACUUAGUACUACAACUGAAGUUCCAACUACAACCACAGAAUCUACAACACCGGUUCCAACCACAACAACAUCUAAAUCUACAACUCCAACUGAACCUACUACUACAACUGAAGUGAUAACUACAACCACAAGAUCGACAACACCACUAACUAAACCUACUGCUACAACUGAAGCGACAACGAUAACAACACCAAAGACUACAACAACCCCAACUGAAUCUACUGCUACAACUGAAGCGCCAACUACAUCCACAAUAAUCUACAACAACACCAGUCACAGUAUCUACGACUCCUUCAACAACUACUCCUGCUCCCUGUAA